Molecule: messenger RNA, 1249 nt
Organism: Nyctereutes procyonoides (raccoon dog)
Lineage: Eukaryota; Metazoa; Chordata; Mammalia; Carnivora; Canidae
Product: keratin-associated protein 5-5-like
Exons: 1
Coding region: 86-736 (216 amino acids)
Source: RefSeq, a predicted model, not a curated record
GCCCCAGCCCAGGAGGCUCCACACCUGAACACUUCCCUUCUGCACCUACUUCUCUGACCUGCUCCACCCUCCACCCACCAGAACCAUGACCUGCUGUGGCUGCUCUGGGGGCUGUGGCUCCAGCUGCUGUGUGCCUGUCUGCUGCUGCAAGCCUGUGUGCUGCUGUGUGCCGGCCUGUCCCUGCUCUAGCUGUGGGUCCUGUGGGGGCUCCAAGGGGGGCUGUGGGUCCUGCGGGGGCUCCAAGGGGGGCUGUGGGUCCUGUGGGGGCUCCAAGGGGGGCUGUGGGUCCUGUGGGGGCUCCAAGGGGGGUUGUGGCUCCUGUGGCUGCUCCCAGUCCUGCUGCUGCAAACCCUGCUGCUGUGAGUCCAGCUGCUGCAAACCCUGCUGCUCCCAGUCCUGUUGCUGCAAACCCUGUUGCUCCCAGUCCUGCUGUUGCAAACCCUGCUGCUGUGAGUCCUGCUGCUGCAAACCCUGCUGCUCCCAGUCCUGUUGCUGCAAACCUUGCUGCUCCCAGUCCUGCUGUUGCAAACCCUGCUGCUGUGAAUCCAGCUGCUGCAAACCCUGCUGCUCCCAGUCCUGUUGCUGCAAACCCUGCUGCUCCCAGUCCUGCUGUUGCAAACCCUGCUGCUGUGAGUCCAGCUGCUGCAAACCCUGCUGCUGCCAGUCUAGCUGCUGUAAGCCCUGCUGCUGCCAGUCCAGCUGCUGUGCCCCCAUUUGCUGCCAGUGCAAGGUCUGAGGCUACGUCCACGGACCUCAAGUGGCUCCUGCAGAUCCACAAUCUCUAGGAAAUGAUCGGUUCUCCAUACCAGAGUCACUGAUUGCAGAUCUCAACCCAUCUUUUCCAGAAUUGGCAGCCCAAAUCUCCUGUCCCAGUGGGGUUGCUCUCCAGAUUAUGAAGGAUAAGUGCAUCUAUCCAUACCUUCUCUCCUACUCUAGAUCCCCUGCUUCAUUUGCCUUGGAGAAGAGCAAUUUCUUUCCCCCUUAACAAUUACAGUCCCUUUAGGACCCUGAUCCCCAGAGCCAUCAUCCCACCCCCACCCCACACAUGGGACUUAGUUGAGCCUGGGAAUAUACUACAAGACCAAUGGCUAGAGUCCAGAUCUGGGAUGGGUGCACCACUCUCCCCUCUCCCCCACAUAUUACCAGCCCCAACUCUGGCACUUCCUUCUAAUUUACCUGUGCUUCUUUCACCUACCAAAGUCCAGAUUGGACUUUUUGACAGCUCUAAAUAAAGACAUUUCUAACUUAA